Messenger RNA from Fusarium venenatum, 1071 nucleotides. The record is from RefSeq and is a predicted model, not a curated record. Lineage: Eukaryota; Fungi; Ascomycota; Sordariomycetes; Hypocreales; Nectriaceae.
AUGGCUACUGACAGCUGGGAACCCGUCAAGCCUGAAGGCCUGGCGUUGGCGAUGUAUGUCACGACUGUUAUUCUUUCAGUAUUAUGCACCAUCGUUGUUGGGUUGAGAGCGUACAUUCGAACACGGAAUAACUGCAUCGGCAUGGAUGACUACUUGAUGAUUGCUGGCUGGGCGGCAUACAUGGGCCACAACAUUAUCGUCAGUAUUGGAUGCCACAGGGGCAUUGGUACAGUCCAAAGUACACUCGAUACGCUGCAGGUGCAAGAAGCGAACAAGAUUUUCUAUGCAUUUACUCUGGCAUUGGUCAAAUCGAGUAUCUGCAUAACUGUUAUCCGAAUCGCAAACGAAAGGAAAUACAUUCGCAUACUGCAAGCCCUCAUCAUCAUGUCCGUCGCCUUAAGCGGAUUCGGUGUCAUCUUCAUAAUAGUUCAAUGCCGACCAUUUGAAGCACAUUGGAUUCCCUCCAAGGGAAAGUGUUUCAGCAAAGUCAUUCCUACUGUUUUGACGUACGCUGCAUCGGUGUCCAACGUCAUCACCGAUUUUGCUGUUGCUGUUAUUCCAAUGUUGCUUGUGCGAAAGUUACAGAUGCGACGCAAGUUGAAGCUAUAUGCUCAACUUAUUAUGGCACUGGGCAUGCUCGCAUCGAUCGCGAGUAUAGUCCGUAUUCCAUACUCCAAUGCUUAUAUGAAACCCGAAAACUUCGUCCAUUCAGUAGGGAACAUAAUUCUCUGGACAGUCAUCGAGUGCGGAGUAGGCGUUUUCGCAGGUUCCCUCCCAUCACUAAGAGCAUUUUUUAAAAGCCUCGUCAAGGACAGGAGUACAAACGACCAAAGCGCAUCUCACAACACGACCGACCUAAUAACUAUCGGCCGCAUGAGGGGUAGGCCAAGUAGAACAACAGAAAUUGAGUUGGGAACGCAACGGCCGGGAAGCAACGAUUCUGACGAUGGUGCUCAACAUGACGACGACAGCCAACGCCGAAUUAUUGUCAAAGUUACAAAGUCAUUCCGCGUUGAGGAACGUCAGAGUGAUGAAGAACAGUUAUGUGAAAAUAGAAUGGGGAAAAUGUAA